This is a messenger RNA of Indicator indicator, 1178 nucleotides long. RefSeq names its product TIMELESS interacting protein (gene TIPIN). Gene Ontology annotation, biological process: DNA replication checkpoint signaling; replication fork arrest; replication fork processing. The record is from RefSeq and is a predicted model, not a curated record. The transcript is spliced from 7 exons. The coding region runs from base 22 to 858 and encodes 278 amino acids. NCBI's taxonomy places the organism in Eukaryota, Metazoa, Chordata, Aves, Piciformes, Indicatoridae. Gene Ontology annotation, cellular component: nucleus; replication fork protection complex. Gene Ontology annotation, molecular function: DNA binding.
GAAAGCUCCUCUGUGGCAACGAUGGAUCCUUUAGAGAACAACUUGUUUGAUCUUCCUGAUUAUGAGAAUACAGAAGAUGAAACAUUCCCACCUCUCCCACCUCCUGCCUCACCAGGAAAAGACGAUGUUGAAUGGGCUCAAGCUAAUGGAGAUGGAAACCAGCAAUCGCAAACAAAGGAUUCUGCUGUAGCUACACGGAAAGCAGUUAAAAGACAGAUGCCGAAGCUAGAUGCCCAUAGGUUAAUUUCAGAAAGAGGACUUCCAGCACUAAGACACAUGUUUGACAACGUAAAGUUCAAGGGUAAAGGGCAUGAGGCAGAGGACCUGAAGACACUCAUACGACACAUGGAGCACUGGGCUCAUCGACUCUUUCCAAAAUUGCAAUUUGAGGAUUUUAUCGACAGAGUGGAGAUGUUGGGAAACAAAAAGGAAGUUCAGACCUGCCUCAAGCGGAUUAGACUUGACCUUCCUAUUUUACAUGAAGACUUUGCAAAUAAGGAAGAUAGUGGAGGGGAAAGCAAUGGACUGGAUGCAACGGCUGAAGAUGAACGUACCUGCUCUGGAAAGGCAGAGGAACUCAACUCUCUGCCUGGUGCAACCCUCACAGAAGAACAACAAGAGCGAAUCAAGAAGAACAGGCAGCUGGCCUUGGAACGUCGGCAGGCAAAGCUGCAGUGGAACAGCCAGUCCCAGCACAAUGAGCUCUCCACUGGUUUCUCAGAAGAGGAGUUUAACACCCCAGCUGAUCAGGACCCUGCUGACCUCACUGAAGACACUCAAGUUAGUACAGCCAUGGUUACUGUUACAGAAGCUAAGAAUGGAGAUACAGAAUCGGACUAUGCCAGUGAAAACCUGUAACCCUUCUCCAUACUUGGAAUGACCUUGACCAAAAGACCUCAAUACUUAUGUUUCUAUUGAAACACUACUGGCUCUUAGCAUUUCGACUCUAGGAGCUUCAUAGCUUCAGUGUGACAUCAGUACAGCUGGAGAGAACUCUGCUCUUGAAGCUGCAGAUGAGCAACUCCCUACACCACAAAACAGCUCUGCAUCCUUUUUCCUACAACAUCCUUUACGAAAUACUAAUGAUAUUUUUAAAAUCUACUUUGGGUUUUGUUCACAUCUGUCAGACUAAAUGAAGCGGGAUCCUGACAGGUGAAGUUUCUAAUAAAGUUGUAUUA